AUGCCAUCUAGCAUUCUCGCCCUCGAGUCCUCUUAUAAUGCAACAUACACUGGCACUAUGCCAGUCGGCGUUACACUUACCCAAGGUGGAGGAGUUUCAGAAACAGCGACAUCCGAGGUUGGAGCUACUACCUCGACUGGCAGCAGAGAUGCUAGUUCUUCUGGUGCGAAUCUCGACAGUAGUUCUAGGAGGACAACUUCCGCAUUAUCGACAAGUACAUUUACGCUCAAUGGCGGUGGAGGUGUAACUACCCCGACAGCUCAAGCAAGUACAUCCCAGAACUUGGUAGCCACGCAAACAGGGAGUACAGGAGUUGCCACAGGAUUGAGGGGCCGCGUUGAUAUGGUUUUUGGCUUGGUAAUAUUUGGGUUCUCAAUAUUUGUGCUUCAUGUCUGA
This is a messenger RNA of Mollisia scopiformis, 396 nucleotides long. RefSeq lists its product as uncharacterized. Bases 1 to 396 code for a protein of 131 amino acids. NCBI's taxonomy places the organism in Eukaryota, Fungi, Ascomycota, Leotiomycetes, Helotiales, Mollisiaceae. The record is from RefSeq and is a predicted model, not a curated record. The transcript has a single exon.